This is a messenger RNA of Magnolia sinica, 1228 nucleotides long. RefSeq lists its product as uncharacterized. The coding region runs from base 1 to 1212 and encodes 403 amino acids. The transcript has 4 exons. Lineage: Eukaryota; Viridiplantae; Streptophyta; Magnoliopsida; Magnoliales; Magnoliaceae. Gene Ontology annotation, molecular function: deSUMOylase activity. The record is from RefSeq and is a predicted model, not a curated record. Gene Ontology annotation, biological process: protein desumoylation. Gene Ontology annotation, cellular component: nucleus.
AUGUUUAAUGAGAGGGAUACCUUACUGAAAGAGAAAGAACAAUUUAAGAGGGAGAAGGACUUGUUUUUUGAGGAGAAGGAAAAGUUAGCGAAUGAGAGGGAGGAGUUUAAUAAGGAGAAGGAAGGUACUCAUACACAAAAGGGACAUUUUGUGAUGGAGGAGGGUGAGGAGUUGAGGAAUAGAGGGGAAGUAAAUAUUGACGAUAAAGAACCUGGAUACGAGGAUCUGGGUGUGCAAUCGUAUAGUAAUGCCAAAGGUAAUGUAUUGAAUGCAUCCACUUCUCAUCCCGUUUAUGAAAGAAGAGCCAAAAGGAUAUCGAAGCCAUCAUAUUACAAGAUGUCUCCGUACUUGUCCCUGUCUGCAUUCGACACAACCCAUGGGUCGGUUCCCGAACCCAACCAAGUAACCGCUUUUGCUACUUCUCCGAUACCAUUUCCUCUACAUAUGGAUCCUUUCAGAGCAUUAUCCGCACAUGAGGUGAAAGAGGUAGAUGACUGGUAUGAAGCAAACAAGGACAUCCCAGCAUGGAAAUGGUUUAGUACGAUAUGGAUGAAAGAUGCGUGGGUUGAUAGCGAGGCUAUCGACACAUACAUAGAGUUCCUUGAAAAAAGGCAUAACGACCUUUCAAUAACAUAUCGCCAGGAUUGCAAGUUCUGUCCUACGUAUUUUACGCAAAGCCUUGAGGGGUGUUUGCCGGUUUUGAUCGCAUACCGGGCCUCAAAAUCGGCAUCAGAACGGGCCUCGCUAAUAGGCCAGCUGACUCCGGCUUACGCAAUUGCCAAGCAGCGAGAUAAACCAUACGCCAAAGCGAUUUGGUGUUAUGAACGGGUCUAUGCGCCCAUAAAUUAUGAAAAUUCACAUUGGUUUCUGUUGGUCAUCUACCCUAGAGCAAGAGAAAUCGUUGUUGUAGAUAGCUUAUGCACAAAUGUAAUGCCGAAGUAUAAGCAGCAGAUGAAGAACAUGACUGAUGCACUCCCCAUUCUCUUCCAUGCCACUGGAGACAGCACUGCGCUUGAAGGGAAGAAUUGGUCCGUUAGAGUGGAUGAAUCUGCGCCGAAGCAGCACAAUGGUUAUGACUGCGGCAUAUUCGUAAUGAAAUUCAUUGACAUUUUGUGUAGCGGUCUCACCUUGGCGGGAACAGACAUGCAAAAAUUCACUGCCGAUUGGAGGAAGUCAAUAGCAUAUGAUUGUUUGUCUCUAGUCCGUAGAUGAUAUUUGUCCAGGGCAU